Messenger RNA from Drosophila mauritiana, 1730 nucleotides. Its product is annotated as heparan sulfate 2-O-sulfotransferase pipe-like. Gene Ontology annotation, cellular component: membrane. NCBI's taxonomy places the organism in Eukaryota, Metazoa, Arthropoda, Insecta, Diptera, Drosophilidae. The transcript is spliced from 6 exons. Gene Ontology annotation, molecular function: sulfotransferase activity. Bases 180 to 1424 code for a protein of 414 amino acids. The record is from RefSeq and is a predicted model, not a curated record.
CAGGAACAUUCAGUCAAGCCGCGAUCGCCGAGCUCUACGGACGUCUAUAUCUCUAAGUCUUCGAGUCGUGAAUCGGAAUUAAAGUGAACUCAAGUGCCGACCGGAAAAUUCUUUCGGCCAAGAAAGGUCUGCGAGAACUAAGAUCUCAAGCGAUUGUGUUUUUGUGUAAUUGACAUUGGAUGUCUCUGAACGCCGAACGAUCGUACAAAAUGAAACUGCGCGAUGUGGAAAACGCCUUCAAAUACCGGCGCAUACCGUAUCCCAAGCGUUCCGUCGAGCUGAUCGCCCUGCUGGCUAUUUCGUGCACCUUCUUCCUGUUCAUGCACACCAACAAACUGAACAGUCGCCUCAAGGAGAUGGAGGUGAAGCUGCAGCCAUCCGAGUUUUCGGCCCUCGGUCUAACGGGCAACCACAUCAGCGGACACGAUGCGGGCGGCAAGCACGAUGACAUCAACACCCUGCACGGCACCUUCCAAUAUCUGAAGAGCACUGGCCAGAUGUCCUCUCUUAACGUGCGGGAUCUGAACAAUACCCGCAAGGCACAAAUGGAGCUGGUAUUUUUCAAUCGGGUACCCAAAGUGGGAAGUCAGACGUUCAUGGAGCUCCUCCGUCGUCUUUCCGAGCGCAAUAAUUUUCAGUUCCACCGCGAUGCAGUGCAGAAAGUGGAGACAAUCCGCUUGGCGGAGGAUCAGCAGCAGGAAAUGGCCGAGGUGAUCAGCGAGCUUCCGGAACCCUCGGUCUUCAUCAAGCAUGUGUGCUUCACCAACUUCACCAAAUUCAACCUGCCCAGGCCAAUUUACCUAAAUGUGGUGCGCGAUCCCGUGGAGCGGGUGAUCAGCUGGUUCUACUACGUGAGGGCUCCGUGGUACUUCGUGGAGCGCAAAGCUGCUUUCCCGGAUCUACCAUUGCCCCAUCCCGCUUGGCUGAAAAAGGAUUUCGAAACAUGUGUCCUCAAUGGCGAUCAGGAGUGCACCUAUACUCAAGGAGUUACCGUGGAGGGAAUCGGCGAUCAUCGCAGGCAGAGCUUAUUCUUCUGCGGCCACGACUACGAGUGCACACCCUUCAACACUGUGGGUGCCCUGGAACGAGCCAAAUUUGCCGUAGAACAGCAGUACGCGGUGGUUGGAGUGCUGGAGGAUCUGAACACCACGCUCUCAGUACUUGAAAAAUAUGUACCACGGUUCUUUGAGGGCGUUCGAGAUAUUUAUGCAACGAGCGCAGAGUACUUGACGAAGAUCAACAAGAACAACUUCAAGCCGCCGGUCAGCGAGCAUGUGAAGGACAUAGUGCGUCGGAACUUUACAAACGAGAUUGAGUUCUAUCAAUUCUGCCGCCAGAGACUCCACAAACAAUAUCUGGCUGCCCACUUACCACAAAGAAUUAUCACAGACUCAGCACAUCUGCCCGGCCUGAUUGGCAAUUGAACUGUGCUCUUUACAAAUCACGAACAAAUGUAGCAACAAAUAUGACAAACAAAAUCGUACUCGAAACCUGUAGUCAGCUAAGUUCCCUAUUAUUGUUUUCUCUUGUGUAUAUUUCAAAGCGGUUAUCAAAAAUAUGACAAAUGCAUCUUAUAUUUAUAUAGAUUAGUAAGUACCUUAUGUUAUAAAGACCUGAGUUUGAAUUGUGAUGUCUUCAAGUGAACUGUUGAAAUUUUGGUUUUAGUAUUUUAGUUUUAAGUCGAUUAUGAUAAACACUGUAUAAACUAAUAAAUGAUUAUUUUAAGAACA